AUGCCUGGCUGGGGAUCUCCCUACCGCUUGACCAGUCCAGAUGCCUGCCUGGUGAUCUCCCUACCGCUUGACCAGUCCAGAUGCCUGCCUGGACACGUUCAGGGCACGCCUGUAAAGCCACCAGUCCCUCACAGCCAGACUAGCAGCAAGAAGGCCAGCACUUCAGGACACGUUCAGGGCACGCCUGUAAAGCUACCAGUCCCUCACAGCCAGACUAGCAGCAAGAAGGCCAGUACUCCAGGACACGUUCAGGGCACGCCUGUAAAGCCACCAGUCCCUCACAGCCAGACUAGCAGCAAGAAGGCCAGUACUCCAGGACACGUUCAGGGCACGCCUGUAAAGCCACCAGUCCCUCACAGCCAGACUAGCAGCAAGAAGGCCAGUACUCCAGGACACGUUCAGGGCACGCCUGUAAAGCCACCAGUCCCUCACAGCCAGACUAGCAGCAAGAAGGCCAGUACUCCAGGACACGUUCAGGGCACGCCUGUAAAGCCACCAGUCCCUCACAGCCAGACUAGCAGCAAGAAGGCCAGUACUCCAGGACACGUUCAGGGCACGUCUGUAAAGCCACCAGUCUCUCACAGCCAGACUAGCAGCAAGAAGGCCAGUACUCCAGGACACGUUCAGGGCACGUCUGUAAAGCCACCAGUCUCUCACAGCCAGACUAGCAGCAAGAAGGCUAGCCCGUCAGGACACGUUCAGGGCACGUCUGUAAAGCCACCAGUCCCUCACAGCCAGACUAGCAGCAAGAAGGCCAGUACUCCAGGACACGUUCAGGGCACGUCUGUAAAGCCACCAGUCUCUCACAGCCAGACUAGCAGCAAGAAGGCCAGUACUCCAGGACACGUUCAGGGCACGUCUGUAAAGCCACCAGUCUCUCACAGCCAGACUAGCAGCAAGAAGGCCAGUACUCCAGGACACGUUCAGGGCACGUCUGUAAAGCCACCAGUCUCCCACAGCCAGACUAGCAGCAAGAAGGCCAGUACUCCAGGACACGUUCAGGGCACGUCUGUAAAGCCACCAGUCUCUCACAGCCAGACUAGCAGCAAGAGGGCUAGCCCGUCAGGACACGUUCAGGGCACGCCUGUAAAGCCACCAGUCCCUCACAGCCAGACUAGCAGCAAGAAGGCCAGUACUCCAGGACACGUUCAGGGCACGUCUGUAAAGCCACCAGUCCCUCACAGCCAGACUAGCAGCAAGAAGGCUAGCCCGUCAGGACACGUUCAGGGCACGCCUGUAAAGCCACCAGUCCCUCACAGCCAGACUAGCAGCAAGAAGGCCAGUACUCCAGGACACGUUCAGGGCACGCCUGUAAAGCCACCAGUCCCUCACAGCCAGACUAGCAGCAAGAAGGCCAGUACUCCAGGACACGUUCAGGGCACGCCUGUAAAGCCACCAGUCCCUCACAGCCAGACUAGCAGCAAGAAGGCCAGUACUCCAGGACACGUUCAGGGCACGCCUGUAAAGCCACCAGUCCCUCACAGCCAGACUAGCAGCAAGAAGGCCAGUACUCCAGGACACGUUCAGGGCACGCCUGUAAAGCGACCAGUCCCUCACAGCCAGACUAGCAGCAAGAAGGCCAGUACUCCAGGACACGUUCAGGGCACGCCUGUAAAACCACCAGUCCCUCACAGCCAGACUAGCAGCAAGAAGGCCAGUACUCCAGGACACGUUCAGGGCACGUCUGUAAAGCCACCAGUCUCUGCUACGUUUUAUGAUCCAUGUGUGUGUGGAACUAGACGUAUUAAGAUGUACUGGAAAACCAAGAAGCAGUUGUGA
This is a messenger RNA of Haliotis rufescens (red abalone), 1779 nucleotides long. Its product is annotated as nascent polypeptide-associated complex subunit alpha, muscle-specific form-like. Bases 1 to 1779 code for a protein of 592 amino acids. The transcript is spliced from 2 exons. The record is from RefSeq and is a predicted model, not a curated record. Lineage: Eukaryota; Metazoa; Mollusca; Gastropoda; Lepetellida; Haliotidae.